UGACGGAGGGUGUCGGUGACGCCGUUUUCCCGCGGUUCAGGGCGGCGGGCGGGGGCCGGGAGCGGGAGCCGGCGGCCCCUGGUCAGUGCCGCCCGCGGCGGGCGCUCCCGGCAGCCGCUCCCGCCAUGCCGCCCAAGCCCCCGCGCAGGGCGGGCGCCGCCAGGACGCAGCGCCACAGCCCCGACGGCGGCUCCGCGCCGCCCGCCGCCCCCCGGGUCGAGGUCGGCGAAGCGGACUUCGUCGUGCUCUGUGAUGCGCUGAAGGUGUCGGAGAGCGUGAGGGAGAAAGCGUGGAAGACGUACGAGAGCUUGUCGGCAGCGGAUGGAGCUCUGGCUUGCAACACAAAGAAAAAGGAAACAUGGGGUGUAUGUAUCUUUAUUGUAGCAAUUGAUCUGGAUGAAGUGACAUUUACUUUCACUGAGCUUUUGAAAAGUAUAAAAAUGAGUGUAUGCACAUUUUUUCAGUUUCUGAAAGAGGUGGAUGUUAACAUGGAUACUGUAAGCACUAAAGUUGAUAGCACUGUAUCAAGGCUGAAAAAGAAAUAUGAUGUAUUAUUUGCACUAUACCACAAGUUUGAAAGGACUUGUGGCCUUAUUUAUCUGGAACAACCUAGUAGUGAGAUUUCUGCUGAACUCAGUUCUGUAUUAGUCCUAAAAAAUUACUGGAUUACUUUUUUGCUGGCAAAAGGUAAAGUGUUGCAAGUGGAAGAUGACCUGGUGAUUUCUUUCCAGUUGUUGUUGUGUGUCUUAGAUUAUUUUAUCAAACUGUCACCUCCUGCUGUGCUCAAGGAACCAUACAAGUCUUCUGUGUCUGCAGUGACUGUAAAUGGUUCAGCUCGCACUCCAAGAAGAGGUCAGAACAGGAGUUCACGCACUGCAAAGCAGCUUGAUACCGACACAAAAAUUAUCGAAAUCCUUUGCAAAGAGCAUGAUUGUAAUUUAGAUGAGGUCAAAAAUGUGUAUUUCACAAGCUUCAUUCCUUUCUUGAAUUCUGCUGGUAUUGUAGCUUCAAAUGGACUACCAGAGGUUGAAGUUAUCUUGAAACAGUAUGACGAGCUCUAUCUCAAGAACAAAGAUAUAGACGCAAGACUAUUUCUGAAUCACGACGAGACUCUGCAGCCUGAUGUCAUUGCAUGCUCACAGUUGGAGAGGACACCACUAAAAAACAAUCCAGAUGAGGAAAUCAAUAUUAUACUUCCACAGACUCCUGUUCGAGCGGCAAUGAAUAACAUUCAGCAGUUGAUUAUGAUUUUAAACUCAGCAACUGAUAAACCAUCAGAUACUCUCAUCAAGUACUUCAAUAAUUGCACAGUGAACCCUAAGGAUAGUAUCCUGAAAAGAGUGGAAAGUUUUGAACAUAUCUUCAAAAAGAAAUUUGCUGAAGCAGUUGGACAGGGAUGGGCUGAAAUUGGCUCACAGAGGUACAAGCUUGGAGUGCGUCUCUAUUACAGAGUAAUGGAGUCCAUGCUGAAGUCGGAGGAAGAGCGCCUCUCAGUGCAAAAUUUCAGCAAACUUCUGAAUGAUAACAUCUUCCACACAUCUCUUCUGGCAUGUGCUGUCGAGGUUGUCAUGGCUACAUAUGGCAGAAAUGCUUCACAAAGUGACAGUACCAGUGCUGAAACAGACUUGUCUUUCCCAUGGAUUCUCAAUGUAUUUGAUUUAAAAGCUUUUGACUUCUACAAGGUGAUUGAAAGCUUUAUUAGAGCAGAACCCAACCUAACACGGGAAAUGAUAAAGCACCUAGAACACUGUGAGCAUCGAAUUAUGGAGUGUCUCGCUUGGCAAUCUGGGUCUCCUCUGUUUGAUCUUAUCAAGCAGUCAAAAGAGCGAGAAGGCCAAGCUGAUCAGCCUGAACCCACUUCUACUCCCAACAUGCCUUUCCAGCAUAACCACACUGCUGCAGACCUCUAUCUUUCUCCUGUGAAAUCUCCUACGAAGAAGGCAUCUGGACCUUCUCUAAGUGCUACUUCCACUCCAGAUGCUCAACCUGCUGUGACCCCCCAAACACAGAAACCACAGAAAUCUACCUCCCUCUCGCUGUUCUACAAGAAAGUGUAUCUACUGGCCUAUCGUCGACUCCACACCCUGUUCCUUCACCUUCUCUCCGACCAUCCUGACCUGGAACCCCUGAUCUGGACCCUCUUCCAGCACACACUGCAAAAUGAGUAUGAGCUAAUGAGAGACAGGCACCUGGACCAGAUCAUGAUGUGUUCCAUGUAUGGCAUAUGCAAAGUAAAGAAUGUAGAUCUUCGAUUUAAAAUGAUAGUUUCAGCAUACAAGGAGCUUUGCAACACAAAUCAAGAGACUUUCAAACGUGUUCUUAUCCGGGAAGAACAAUAUGACUCCAUCAUAGUCUUUUACAACUUAGUCUUUAUGCAAAAGCUGAAAACAAACAUUUUGCAGUAUGCUUCCAGCAGGCCUCCCACUCUGUCACCAAUCCCACACAUUCCUCGCAGUCCUUACCAGUUCUCCAACUCUCCCCGGCGUGUCCCUGCUGGCAAUAACAUCUACAUCUCACCUCUGAAGAGCCCAUACAAAUUCUCUGAUGGGUUUCAGUCACCCACAAAGAUGACUCCAAGGUCUAGAAUUUUGGUGUCCAUUGGAGAAUCAUUUGGGACUUCUGAGAAGUUUCAGAAAAUAAACCAGAUGUUGUGCAACAGCGAGGGCCAGCUGAAGCGCAGUGCAGAAGCAGGAGCUGCAGCCCCAAAGCCACUGAAGAGGUUGCGCUUCGAUAUAGAGGGGACAGACGAGGCAGAUGGAAGCAAACACCUACCCCAGGAGUCCAAGUUCCAACAAAAGCUUGCAGAAAUGACAUCUACUCGAACAAGAAUGCAAAAGCAGAAGCUGAAUGAUGGAAAUGAUACCUCAGCCAGUGAAGAUAAGUGAGAUUCUUCUCAGGACCAGGGGCUGCACUGCCAGCCCUCUUAAGAUUGUUUUUGUUUUACAGCCUUCAUUAAUAGAGUUGCUUUUUAGUUGCUUUUUAUUCCAAACUGCUAGUUGAAAACAUUUGUACUUUUUAAAUUGUUAAAUGUUUUCUAUUAUACUUUGCCUUAUGAUGUAGCAUAUACACAAUUUAAGCCACUGAAUUUAAUUUAUAUAUUUUUUGAGGAUUUUUAAAAAGUCUUGGAAAGUGUCUGAAUUUCCUGUUGCAGCAUUACUGAUUUAAGCCAGUUCAGUCUCGUUGGAUUGAAUUUUUUACGUCUAAAGAUGAAAUGUUAGCUAGAAUGAUUUGAAAUGCACUAAUUUUGUUUCUUAGAUUUGAUUAUUAGAUUUUCAUUACUUGCAAAUUUUGAAAAUGGCGGGCCAAUUACUGCAAAGAUUUCCUGUCUCUGUUCAUAAUUAGCACAUCCAAUUCCCAUUAAAUUAAAUGGGACAGCAGCUGGGGGCCUUGCAGAGAAGGGGCCUCACCUCAGGAGUACAACCUGAAUUCAAAGUGAACUCAUUUCAUAGCCUUACUACUGAAACCAACACUUGGCAUUUUGUAGUUUUGCUUCCUGCAUCUCCCACUUCAGUGUCAUUUUGGAAGGCAUUUACACUGUCCCUCAGUUUGAAUUUCAUGGAGUAUGAAUCCAUAGAGAUUCAUCCAAGAAUCCCACACUGAAUCUUCCCAGAAGCUGAAGCUUCUUCCCAUAUGCAGAGUAAUUGAUGUGCCCUUUCUUAUCUUGGGAAAUGUCAAGUAUUAAAAGAAAAAACAAACAAAAAAAACCAACAAAAAAAACCCCCAAACAACGACAAAAAAAACCAAAAAACAAAAAACAAACCAACAAAAAACCAAAACAUCAACAGAAAAACCCCCAAAAAAACCCCACCAUAAAACAAACAAAAAACCACCCAAACACCCAACAACAACAAAAAAACCCCAAAAAAACCAACAUACCUAAACCAUACCUGGUUUACACACAAGAUUUCAAAAUUCUAAAGAUGCAGAAUGUUAUUGAUUUCUUCAAAUUUUGACCUAAUUGUAGCCAAGCCAAACAGCUUGAGAAACAGCUGGAAGCAGAGUGUCUCCAGCUGGGUUCCAGGUAAGAGCAGCCUGGUCUCUAAAAGCACAGGACAUCCCUUGUUGGCCUUACUGCAGCAUUUGCAAAACCCUGAACGUGGUGAACCCACGUUGGGAAAACCCAUCUGCCUUUACUGAAAAGGCUGGUAAUUGGGCAACUUGUGAAUGGUUGCAACUAGCAAAAAAACCCAAACAAAACUUUUUUCAUAUUUGGUAUUUGUAAGUUACUGAUUCAGAUACUGGAACUUUUCUUGCAACAAGAAAGUUUUGUUAAAAUAGCCAAUUAACAAAAGCACGUUUUAUUUCCAGUGGAUUAAAAUUUAAGCAAAUCAAUUGUUCUGCUUUAAAAUUACCGAUUUUUCUGAAUUUUAGCUUUUGCAGCUUCUUAAAUUAAGAACAGGUACAGUAAAAAAGCAUGCUAUUAAUGGCACAAACGUUUUAAACCAAUGUCUUCCAGGGAGCUUAUUUACAGAUUGUUUAGCUGAUCCUAGAGUACUUAGAGUAGGAAGUUUUUUAAAGAUCCAGUCUUGUGUUGAUUCAAAGCUAACCCUAGAACUACUAAAAAUUCUAUGAGCAGCAAAAACUGUAAAUUAAUUUAAAAAUAAUAUUGAGGGGUGUUUUUACUCAGUAUGGCUUCAACUUCCUUACUGAAAAAUGUACAGAACUUUCCAGAGUACCUUAUGUUUAUUUUCUCACUUUUUGCAGUUUUACAGGCAGGAUAUAUGUUAACAUUGGGGUGCACUGACUGUAAGCUCUGUUACAGCAGUCCUUUGGCUAGAGGGAUGAUACAGAGUCCUGUAUCUAAACAGAUUCAUUCUUUCUUUACUGUGACAAUGUAUUUUUUUUUUUGUUCAAACAGACUGAAGGCUUUACAUCAAAUGUACAAUAUUAUUUUAUACAACUAAUCAGUUCUCGCCUUUCAAGAUAAAUAAAAUAGCUUUUAA
This is a messenger RNA of Motacilla alba alba, 4943 nucleotides long. It is a transcript of the gene RB1, whose product is annotated as RB transcriptional corepressor 1. Gene Ontology annotation, biological process: neuron projection development; cell differentiation; regulation of transcription by RNA polymerase II. Gene Ontology annotation, cellular component: chromatin; Rb-E2F complex; nucleus. Lineage: Eukaryota; Metazoa; Chordata; Aves; Passeriformes; Motacillidae. The record is from RefSeq and is a predicted model, not a curated record. Bases 126 to 2885 code for a protein of 919 amino acids. The transcript is spliced from 27 exons. Gene Ontology annotation, molecular function: RNA polymerase II transcription regulatory region sequence-specific DNA binding.